Messenger RNA from Rhizophagus irregularis DAOM 181602=DAOM 197198, 1629 nucleotides. NCBI's taxonomy places the organism in Eukaryota, Fungi, Glomeromycota, Glomeromycetes, Glomerales, Glomeraceae. The record is from RefSeq and is a predicted model, not a curated record.
GGCUUUGAUUUUAUUCUCUUCUGAAACGGAAGUAUUUUCGGUUCGUUACUCAUUUCGUCGUUUGGUUAAAGGAAAACUAAAAAAAAAACCUCUAAAUUUAACAUUUAUCAAGUUGUGUAAUGUCUGUCAUCUACUUUAAUGAUAAAAUGCACGUGUUGAUCAUAGAGAUUUCUACUAUUCCACUGAAAUGUUGAAAUGUUAAGGAAUUUUGGAAGGUCGAAAUUAUUUAAUAUAUUUUGUUCGAGAAAUCUUUAUUCAUCAAUGGCACCGAAAGUAUUAUUAACUCAGAUAUUACCACCAGACUCACAAAAGCUCAUAGAGAGUGCCAAAGAUAUUGAACUUGUUUAUUGGGACAAAACAGGAGCAAUUCCACGCGAGAAAUUCUUGGAGUUGGCGAAAGGCGUCGAUGGAAUUUUAUGUAUGUUGACCGAUAAAAUUGACUCUGAAUUACUCGACGCAGCUGGGCCGAAUUUAAAAGUAGUCUCGACCAUGUCAGUUGGAUAUGACCAUGUCGAUUUGAGUGAAUUUCGUAAGCGUUCGAUUCCACUAGGACAUACACCAGGCGUGCUUACAGACGCUGUGGCGGAUAUCACGGUCUUAUUAGUUUUAGCCGCCGCGCGAAGAAUACGUGAGGGAUUUCGAGCAGUUGAAAAGGGAGAAUGGAUUUGGAGUCCAACAUGGAUGCUUGGGGUACAGUUAACAAACAAAACAAUUGGAAUUGUUGGGUUAGGUCGUAUAGGAUCUGCUACUGCCUUACGACUAAAACCUUUUAUUGGAAAUAAUGGGAAAAUAAUUUACUUUGGACGUGUUGAAAAACCUAUAGCUUCCUCUCUAGGUGCGACUAAGGUAGAAUUUGACACUCUUAUACGUGAGUCAGACGUUAUUUGUAUUUGUUGUGCACUGAAUGAAGAGACGAAAGAAAUGUUUAAUUACGAAGUUUUCAAGAAAAUGAAGAGUAAUGUGAUUCUUGUAAAUACAGCGCGUGGAGGAAUUAUCCGUCAAGAUGACCUUUGUCGAGCUUUGUCAGAAGGGAUGCUUGGUAGUGUAGGUUUAGAUGUUGUAACGCCAGAACCGUUGAAUCCAAAUGAUCCACUUUUGAAAUUCGAUAAGGUUACAGUUGUUCCACAUAUUGGUAGCGGAACUUUAGAAACACGUACUAUGAUGGCCAAUAUUGCUAUUGAGAAUGUUUUGUCUGGUGUUAGAGGAGAAACUUUGCCGCACGCUGUGGAAGUAAAUUUUGAUACAAAGUAGUUAAAAUUUUAUGCAACGUAAAUCUUUCAAAUUAAUAAUUAUUCUGUGUUACGUUGAUGAGAUCGUACAUCGUCACACUUUGUCUCAGUCCCUCAUUGUCUCAUUGUAUAAAUGAUUUUAUGGUUUUUUUUUUAGAAAAAAAUAUAGUACUUAAUGACUCAUUGCGGAAGUUUACUCCUUGGCAUUUAUUAAACAUAAUUAGAAAUUUCAUAAUGAAUUUUUAGUUAAUUAUUUCUUGGAAUUAAAAGGAGGAUUUUUUUUUGCUUACCCUAUUAGUUUAACAAAGAAAUUGUUACGCAAAAAUGAUAAUUCCGGCUAGAUCGAAAAAAAUAUUUAAGGCUUUGCCUUUACCGCUCCUAGAAUUAUGAAGAGGAGGUU